UAUACAAGAGGACACUGUUCUCGUCACUGUUCUACUCUACGCAUCGUCCAUCCUUCCCAUCCACCCUAGCAGAGCUAGCAAUGCUUCUUCCCAGCCUGACCGCCCCUGUCCUUGCUCUUCUGACCUUGAUCACUGCUACGAGCGCCUACACGAUCACUUUCGACAACACUUGCAAGCACGCCGGUGUCGAGACAACGAUCAAGAUCGUAGGGUUUGGUGGCAAGCCUUUACCAUCUGGUACCAGCACCUUUGCAGCUCCUGCGACAGUGGAUUUCAAGAGUCCUUGGGGAACCUUCGGCGCCAGUCUUUCCCUCGACAGCACGAGUUUGAGCACCUCCCUCAGCCCUCCUCCCGUAUCCCCCUUCUAUUUCAGGGGCAGCCUCGCCAUCGAGAAUGAAGAGACCACCACGGCGCUCGAGUGCACCAAGAAGCACCCGGGUGACUGCAAGAGCCGCAUCUCGAUCCAGAAUGGUAACAAGCAGUCUCGUCUGGGCUUGAUCGUAAGUCCGCGUGCCUCGAGUGGUCCCAUUGCUCAGCUCACCUCGGCGACCUACCUUCCACGUCUCCUCUCUGCUAUCUGACCUUCGCUCGCUCAGCUCUCCUGCUGAGCUUGCUCGACUGCAAUGCUUGAUGAAACCACCUCGUCCCCUCCCACAUCAUUCGGGCGGCCCUGCGCCACUGCGCCAUAAUGCCCCACUAUACAAAAGACUUUGCCCUCAUGCCGGCUCGC
This is a messenger RNA of Jaminaea rosea, 730 nucleotides long. RefSeq lists its product as hypothetical. NCBI's taxonomy places the organism in Eukaryota, Fungi, Basidiomycota, Exobasidiomycetes, Microstromatales. Bases 81 to 581 code for a protein of 166 amino acids. The transcript is spliced from 3 exons. The record is from RefSeq and is a predicted model, not a curated record.